AUGGACACCAUAAGAAUGUAUAGGCUGGAACUAACUGGAUACUCGUUUCUUGAUCCCGUGUUGUUGUCUACCUUUGUGGAGCGAUGGCACGGGGAGACUAGUAGCUUCCAUAUGCCGAGCGGGAAGAUGACAGUCACGCUGGAUGACGUGCGCUAUCUUCUGCAUCUACCCAUUAAGGGACACCUGCUAGACCAUAAAGGCAUCCCGACCAAAACUGAGGGUGUUGACCUAAUGAUUAAGCAUAUGGGAUCAACUCGGGAUGAAGCUGAGCAAGAGGUUAAAACAACCAAGGGUGCACAUGCAAGGUUCGUAUAUUUGAAGGAAAUCGUCGAAAAACACACGCCAGUAGUCAACAAAGCUGAGGUGGACGGUGACAAGGACACUUUUAAGAGGUAUAAGGGAUAUAUUACGAGGGCGUACCUGUUGUUGUUGGUUGGAACCACUAUCUUCUCUAACAAGACAAAGAAUAACGUGGACCUGACAUACUUGAAGUAUUUCAUAGAUCUGGAUCAGGCUUGGAUCUACGACUACUUUGUUGACACCGAAGGGUCUUUGGAUACACAAUACGAACAACAAUACCCCCGAGCUACCAAAUAUGAUUCGACAAAGGGGCAGUCAAGCCAUAUGGCAAUGCGGAAAAUGAUGGAUCGGUUGCUUCCACACGACAUCACAUGGACUCCUUACAAGGACCACCGAGAUAUUUGCACCUUUGAGGAUAUAACUUUGUACUCCGGUUGGAUCAGGUGUGGGCUGAUCAAAGUAAGGUAUCUACCAGAGUGGGUGUUAUGGCAGUUUGGCUACGUGCAGACCAUUCCCCGUCAUCCAGAUUCCGCUGCGAAUAUAUUGGACACGGUAGAUUGUAUUGAUGAGCAUUGA
This is a messenger RNA of Trifolium pratense (red clover), 876 nucleotides long. RefSeq names its product protein MAINTENANCE OF MERISTEMS-like. The transcript is spliced from 2 exons. The record is from RefSeq and is a predicted model, not a curated record. Gene Ontology annotation, biological process: meristem maintenance; meristem development. Lineage: Eukaryota; Viridiplantae; Streptophyta; Magnoliopsida; Fabales; Fabaceae. Bases 1 to 876 code for a protein of 291 amino acids.